Messenger RNA from Triticum urartu, 2258 nucleotides. Its product is annotated as U-box domain-containing protein 33. NCBI's taxonomy places the organism in Eukaryota, Viridiplantae, Streptophyta, Magnoliopsida, Poales, Poaceae. The record is from RefSeq and is a predicted model, not a curated record. Gene Ontology annotation, biological process: protein phosphorylation. Gene Ontology annotation, molecular function: protein kinase activity; ATP binding.
AGCUGACACUUCCUAGGAAGAGCAAAGGCACAAAAGGGAAAAGAUGCCUCUGGGUUGAUGAAAAGUGGUGCAGCACAAUUAGGUACUUUCGUUAGCCUUUUGGACCACUUCCAGAUAUCUUCACCUUUUCGUGUUUGAGGGAGCAAGAAAGAUGGAUCAAGAAGAGGUUCAUAUCGCGGUGGGGAAGAACUUCAAAAGAGAGAAGGCUAACAUAUUAUGGGCAGCUGCAAAUUUCCCAAGGGCCACACUAGUUCUUGUCAAUGUUCACUGGCCAUCCAAGUGGAUGCCUUUCAUGGGUGGUGAGUUGCUAUACAAGUUUGCAGAUGAAAAGGAGAAGCAGAUGCAUAGAGACAAACAAACAGAAGCAACGGUUAGGAUGUUGUUACAAUAUAAAAGCCUGUGUGAUACAAGAGAGGUUAAGGCACAUUACAUCACACACGAUGACAUUCUCGUUGGUCUUGUAAACCUGAUAAAGAAGCUCAAAAUAAAGAGAAUUGUCAUCGGUUCAAGGAAAAUGGCAAAGCAAGAAGAGCUUCGCAAAUGCUGUCAGGUUUGGGUGGUGCUCAAUGGAAAAUACAUGUCCACUAGUAAUGAUUAUCUGAAACAUACGGGAAGCAUUGGAUAUAGAGGGAGCUCCGAUUUGUUGGCGUCUAUACAUGAGCUGACUCAGCUGAGCGACGAAUCUGAUGGAUACACAACACCACCAAGUGAUUUUUAUGUCUCAUUUCAGGCAGAUGAUAUCAUCAAUGGGGAUGGGGUUAUUCAAAUGGAUGGUGCUGAUCAAUCAGCAAAGGAAGCUGAACAAGGCGUUGAGGAAUCAAAUGCUUGUGAGGAGGUGGAGAUUUUUUCCGAAGAGGGUGCUGAUAAAUCUGAUGAGAUACAGAGUGCCAGAAAUAUUUCUGAAGAGGCUGCAAAAUUGAUGGACGAAAUGGAGAAACUCCAAAGGAAAUUAAAAGAUCUGCAAGAUGAGGGCUAUAAUCAUGAACAAAGCAUCUUGUCACCCAGAAAAGGGAAUGUUUUGCCGAGGGAGAGAACCUUAUCGAAAAAUAGAUACCCAAAGCUGCAUAUUCCAGAUCACAUUUCGGAGUUCCCCAUGUCGCGUAUUGAGAAAGCGACCAAUAACUUCCACUCAAAAAAUCUCAUAGGAGAAGGAGGCUAUGGUCCAGUCUACAAAGGAAAACUAGGUGGUAUCAUAGUGGCUAUCAAGAUGUUGGGACCCCAUGGUAAACCCCAUGGUAAACAAGGUUUCCCAGAGUUUCAGCAGGAGGUUGUGGUACUGAGCAGAACCGAGCACCCACACAUCGUGAGGCUGAUUGGCGUGUGCCAGGAAUCAUGCAUCCUCAUUUACGAGCACCUCCCCAAUGGCACGCUCAUGGAUGGGCUCUCCAAGGGGCUUCCAUGGAAGGACCGCAUCAGGAUCCUCGCCGAGCAGCGCUCCGCGCUGGCGCACCUCCACUCCAGCUUCCCCCACGCCAUCAUCCACGCGGACCUGAAGCUGACGAACAUCCUCCUCGACGCCGGGAAUGUGAGCCGGCUAGGGGACUUUGGAACGGCGCGCAUUGUGCAGAUGAAGCCCCUGAAGGAGGACACAAUCUGCCGGUGGACCAACCCGAUGGGCACAAUGGGGUACAUGGACCCCAUCUUCUUCAUGACUGGCGAGCUCACUACAGAGUCGGACGUCUACGCGUUCGGCGUGGUGAUCCUGCAGGUGCUCACGGGGCUGCUCGACCUCAAUAUCGUCGAGCAGGUACAGGAGGCGCUCAGGAGGGACGCGGUGCACGGCCUGCUGGACGCAUCUGCCGGCAGCUGGCCAGAGGUGCAGGCAGAGCGGCUCCUUCGGCUGGCGCUGAAGUGCUGCAACCUGGAGCGGAAGCACCGACCGACCUUCACGUCCGACACCGACUGGAGACCGCUGGACAUCCUGCGGGCCAUGGCGACUGCAAGUAAGUCCCGGAAAUGGAGUCGUGGAAACUGAAGAACUGUGCCAACGCCACAACGCAUCGGCAACUUGCUGCAAAAUGCCAAUAGAUAGACAGUAGCAUUUCUCUUGUGAACCUGCACUAUACAUGGGUUUAGUUUGUGAUGCUAUAGCAUUUCUCUUGUGAAUGUACAUUUAAUUAACUAGAACAUGAUGUAUCAUAGAACAGAACAGUUCAUCACUCUCAUUAGUUUGUGGUGGCAAAAUCAUAGAUAAAUGUGCAUGGCAAAUUAUGUAAGCGCCCACAAACAUCUCAGGAUCCAAUGACCCACAUGAGCCA